AUGAGCCCUGCUGUAGAUACCAGUGAAGCUCUGUCACAGCGGAAGACGACCGAACAUGGUACCGCAAACGGGAGCAAUGGGAGCUUAAAGGUUGAAAAGCAAUGCCCUUCUCAUUCUGCUGAGCGGAAACACAGUCGAGUAAAUUCUCAUGGCUCACAGUCCAACGGCGAGACCGACCAAUGCUCAACCAAUGGAGACGACAACACGAAUGGGCAACGGAAGCACGAUACGACUACGGUACGGCAGCCUGCCGGAGGGCGAUAUAAAUUGGCCAGCAUGGAACACGAGCAGGGACUUGGGAUCCUAGUUGAGCAUUCACCAAACAACGGACCUAAUCCUGGCCAGUUGUCGGUAGUGGAUGUAUACGAUGGCCCCAAGGCCAUGGCUGCUUUGGCUGAUUUGUCUACUGAUCUGUCUCACCAACUACCAGCAGACAAAGAGAAGGUCAUGAAGCUGUCUCCUGAGAAGAUCCAGGCCCUCACGUCCUCCCCAGACUCAAUACCUUACCGCCCUGUGGAAUCAGAAUCGAACAGUGGAAGGCGAGUAGUCUCGGACAAUGUGCACCUGAACAACCUUCCCGCACAGCCGGGGAUGCCGGAGCUUGUGUUUCAGCCACCAAGCGAAAAGCCAUCACCCGCAGACGUUUUGCCAAAGUUGCGGCCCACUAAAGAGGCGUUGGCGGGAGAUGCUUCUACGCACACGAGUCCACCGCGGAAUACUCAAAAUUCUUCCCUCCGCCACCGGCCGCAGCCAGCUCGAACUGUUUCCACCCCUGGGUCCAUGCGGCGUCAAUUGCCCGUUACUCCAGGUCAUGACCGUCUAACCCAGACAUGGGCAUCGCGCUCGAGACAGGACCGACCCGCGCUGGACCGCGAGUUAAAGGGCCACCUCAUUGCAUCACCUCAGAUUAUAGAAUCGCCCAAGUCCUCGCCCUUGCCAUCAUCUAUCCCCUUGCCGCCAGUUUCUCUGCCAACAUAUCUUCAGCUUGAGCUUGCUUCUGGCAGACCUUCACCACUGUACAUUCACCGUGACGCAGCCAACGACUUCCCUUAUGAAUCAUCACGAGUGAAGAUUGAGAGGCUCAUGAACUUCAUUAUGCUUGCACCUAUGCUCGAGCAGGUACUUUGCUUCGGGAGUCUUGCUUGCCUUGAUGCCUGGCUUUAUUCUUUCACGAUCAUGCCAUUGCGGUUUAUCAAGGCUGUGUAUAUCUUGGGCGAGUCAUGGGUAAUGAACCUAGGAGCCGAGAUCCGAUUCAUUUGGAAAUUUGUGGUGAAUGGAAUCGGCCGAGUAUGGCGCAGGAGGAAUCAUAAUGUGAAGGAGGAGCAGCGUGGAAGACGCGAAAGCGAAUCUGACGCCACUCCUCACCUUCCUCGGGGCUCCUCUGCCGGGCCAGCCAUGGGACCUACCCGGAAACACCGAUCCUCCGAAUCUCGCAAACACCACCAUCGGCGGAAGAAGUCGAUGCCCUCGGCCCUACUUCCAGACGACAAGGCGGACAUCCUGACCGGUCUGCUGAUGAUAGCCACAUGCUGUGUUUUGAUGUACUUCGAUGCCAGUCGAAUGUACCACUGGAUUCGAGGACAGGCUGCUAUCAAGCUGUACGUCAUCUACAAUGUGCUGGAGGUAAGCGACAGACUCUUGGCUGCUAUAGGUCAAGAUGUCCUCGAAUGUCUGUUUUCACGGGAGGCCCUCGAGCGUCGUCCGGACGGCCGAAGCAAGAUUAUUCGUCCAUUCUGGUUGUUCUUGGUGGCAUUGGUCUACACAGUAUCCCAUGCUUUGUCUCUGUUUUACCAGGUGAUGACUCUGAAUGUGGCAGUGAACUCAUACUCCAACGCACUGAUAACGCUACUUCUAUCCAACCAAUUUGUGGAGAUCAAGUCUACCGUCUUUCGCAAAUUCGAGAAAGAAAACCUCUUCCAGCUCACCUGCGCGGACGUCGUGGAACGGUUCCAGCUAUGGCUGAUGCUUACUAUCAUCGCUUCUCGUAACAUCGUUGAGACGGGCGCAUUCAACUUCAUCGGCAACCUCGGGUUGGGAUCUAGCUUCCCGGGCCAAUCCUCCACAAUCACCAACAGCACCCCACUAUCCACGCCUCCACGCACUGCAUCAUCCAUCCUCCCUCAAGCAUUCACCCUCUUCCCAUCCUCAAUCCUGUCAUCCUUCAACAGCGUCAACUCCUUUAUCCCAACAUUGGCCCAAGUCCUAGGCCCAUUCCUAGUCGUGCUAGGCUCUGAGAUGCUAGUAGAUUGGCUCAAACACGCCUACAUCAACAAAUUCAACAACAACCGCCCAGCAAUCUACGGCCGCUUCCUCGACGUCCUAGCAAAGGAUUACUACACCAACGCCUUCGGCGAACAAAAUCUAACCCGUCGCAUCGGUCUACCUGUCAUCCCGCUCUCCUGUCUCUUCUUCCGAGUCUCCGUCCAAACAUACCAAAUGUUCCUAGCAGCCCUCAUCCCCCAAAACCCAUCUUCCACAGCAAAUGGAGCAACCUCCUUAACCUCAAUCCACAAUAACUAUGCUCCCUCCCCAAUUCCCUCAGCACCACCCUUAACACUCGCAACUCUCCUCCCAGCCUCCGCAGCCCACGUCAGCGCAUUCUUCCGCACCGUCCUUGAAAACGCCAUCCCGUCUCCAGCACAGUCCGUCCAUAUCUUCACCGGUAUCCUGCUUUUGACGGGGUUCAUCGUCCUGCUCAUUCUGAAACUCUUACUGGGGAUGGUCCUGCUUGCAUUUGCGCGUUCGCGUUACAGGAAAAUAAAGGCUCGGGAGAGUGAGCGCAAACAAUCUGGUUCUGAGAGUGGGGCACCUCGCUCUCGGGAUUUCCAUGUUGAGGGUAGUCAGCGUGUUGGUGGGUGGGGUGUUGUUGAACUUGGAGAUGAAAAGAGGAAAUUGAUCUAUGCUGAUGAUCCGGAUGGGCUGCGGCGGGUGAAGGAGAAGGAGGAGAAGGAUAAGAGUAAGGAUGGGGAGUUUAAUGUUGACCAUGUACAGCGAUAUGAGAUGAUUGCCAAGAAGAUUUGGUGA
This is a messenger RNA of Penicillium coprophilum, 3024 nucleotides long. RefSeq names its product TAPT1 family protein. Lineage: Eukaryota; Fungi; Ascomycota; Eurotiomycetes; Eurotiales; Aspergillaceae. Bases 1 to 3024 code for a protein of 1007 amino acids. Gene Ontology annotation, biological process: maintenance of protein localization in endoplasmic reticulum. The transcript has a single exon. The record is from RefSeq and is a predicted model, not a curated record. Gene Ontology annotation, cellular component: endoplasmic reticulum membrane.